UCAAGAUGGCGUUGGCGGCGGGAAUGCGCGUCCGUGCGCGCGCGCUGCUCCGUGCAGGGGCCCAGCUCCGGGGCGCGGCCCUCGGGCGGCCGGAGCCGGCGGGCGGCGGCGGGGACGGCGCGCGGCGCUUCGCGAACCUCCGGGUGCUGGUGGAGACGGACCCGGCCGCAGGGGUCGCUGUGAUGAAACUGAAGAACCCGCCAGUGAACAGCCUCAGCCUGGAGGUCCUGACGGAGUUCCUCAUCAGCCUGGAGAAGCUAGAGAAUGACAAGGCCUUCCGCGGCAUGGUCCUCACUUCGGACUACCCCGGCGUCUUCUCGGCUGGCCUGGACCUGACAGAGAUGUGCGGGCGGAACCCAGCCCACUACGCCGAGUACUGGAAGGCAGUGCAGGAGCUGUGGCUGCGGCUCUUCCUCUCCAACAUGGUGCUGGUGGCUGCCAUCAAUGGGGCUUGUCCUGCGGGAGGAUGCCUGAUGGCCCUCACCAGCGACGUCCGUGUCCUAGCCGACAACCCCAACUUUGUCAUAGGACUGAAUGAGACCCAGCUGGGCAUCGUCGCCCCCUUCUGGUUCAAAGAUACCCUCGUGAACACCAUCGGGCACCGAGCCUCAGAGCAUGCCCUGCAGCUGGGGCUGCUCUUCCCGCCGGCCGAGGCCCUCCAGGUGGGCAUAGUGGACCAGGUGGUGCCUGAGGACCAGGUGCAGAGCACGGCGCGCUCGGUGAUGGCCCGCUGGAUGGCCAUUCCAGACCAUGCUCGACAGCUGACCAAGGCCAUGAUGCGAAAGGCCACGGCAGACCGCCUGAUCAAACAGCGUGAUGCGGACAUCCAGAAUUUUGUCAGCUUUGUCUCCAGAGACUCCAUUCAGAAGUCCCUGCAGACGUACUUAGAAAAGCUCAAACAAAAGAAAGGCUAGUGACUGGGCUGCCACAGGGCUUUUAGCCACAUGUGCCCCUCUGGGGGCCUAUGGUCCCAACAGGGUCUUAAAGUAUUUUUCAACUUAAAAGUACUUUUACCCCUUUGUUCUGCUAAUCUUAGAAGGUCCUGCUCCGUGUAGCCCUGUGUCCCAGGGCCCCAGCGCCGCCCACCAGAGUGCCUUCUGUGCCUGGCUGGCACCAGGGGGUCAGGAGUGUCCUGACUUGGGAUCAUGAACUGGCAGGUGGGGCCGUUCUGGACCUUAGCAAGGUUGCCACUGAGUGUCCCUUUUCCCAAAGCAGAACUGAAAAUAAAUUCCUUGGGUUGUCCCAGCCCUGGGCUGCCUGCUUGCUGGAGGCAUAAGGCCAGGUAGUCCUGGCCUGACCCACACAGGACCCGUGAAGAAAAGCCCUUGACCAUGUGCUUGUUCGUUUGGGUGAGAGAGCAGACGGUGGUUCAGAGAAACUGGGGGCACUUGAGAGGGGCGCGGGACGCGGACUUGCUAAGAGGCAUGCUGUGCUGCUGGA
Propithecus coquereli (Coquerel's sifaka) is the source of this 1440-nucleotide messenger RNA. RefSeq names its product enoyl-CoA delta isomerase 1 (gene ECI1). The transcript is spliced from 7 exons. Gene Ontology annotation, molecular function: enoyl-CoA hydratase activity. The coding region runs from base 6 to 914 and encodes 302 amino acids. Lineage: Eukaryota; Metazoa; Chordata; Mammalia; Primates; Indriidae. Gene Ontology annotation, biological process: fatty acid beta-oxidation. The record is from RefSeq and is a predicted model, not a curated record. Gene Ontology annotation, cellular component: mitochondrion.